CGUAUCUCAACUCCGAUUCAGGCAUUAAGAACGGAUGAACACAUGACCUUGACCACAUCUCUAUCAAAUACGCAGCGGAUUCUAUAACACAAACCAAAACCAUCCAGUAAAGUCUCACGAUUUCUCAUAUCUUGCCAUGGGUCAAACAGAGUCGACCGUGUCCCCGUACAUUCUCCCCACAUCGCGAGGAAGUCUACGGGGUGUCGAAUACAAAGAUAAUAAAACCGGCCACGCCGUUUAUCGUCGCUUCGCAGGAAUCCCCUUCGCUCAGCCUCCAGUUGGACAACUGCGUUGGCGACGGCCUCAGCCUCUGCCUUCUGACUAUUCAUUUACCUCAUCAGACGGAUCGCCGGGCAACUUCUCCGAAUUCAACGCGAUAUGCCCGCAGCCGAUCUACAAUCACAGCACCGCCAGGCUGGAAAACCCCGGUGCGGCAACGCCUAUUGAGAAUGCGCAGAGCGAGGAUUGUCUCUACCUCAACGUCUGGAUCCCGGCCGGCACGCCACCAACUGGGGGAUGGCCAGUCCAGUUUCACAUCCAUGGUGGUUGGCUGCAAGUGGGAAAUGCGAACCAGUCGCACGAUCACGAUCCCUUUGAUCUGUACCAGCAUGUAAAAGGUCGAAUCAUCGUUGCGCCUACCUACCGACUGAAUCUAUUUGGUUUCUUGGCUGGCAAAGAGCUAGCAUCCUUGGCGGAGGACCCCUCGGUAUCGAACUACGGUCUCUGGGAUCAGCGUGCCGCGUUGGAAUGGACUGCACAAAACAUCGCUUUGUUUGGCGGGAACCCAGACAACAUCACUGUCGGCGGCCUGUCCGCAGGCGCAAAUUCGGCUUUCUAUCAGUUGCACUACGACACCCACCUGCCGCCCGAGAAGCGUCUGAUCAAGCGGCUGUACCUCUGGUCAAAUGCGGUAGCCAUCCAGCCAGACACCACCGAUGGGCCAGCUCUAACAGCACAGUUCAAUGAGGUCUGCUCCAUUUUCAACGUCCCGGAAACCACCACCACCACGUCAGAUAAGCUAGAAGUCCUCCGCGCCAUCAGCUGCCAAGACCUGAUCGCAGGAAUCAGCAAGCUCAAAAUGCACACCUUCCGCACCAACACCGACGGUGUCUUCGUUCCCGCCGACUUCCUCUCGUCUCUCACAUCCGGUGCCUUCGCAACAAAGCUAGCCGAGAACGGAACGUCCAUAUUGCUGGGCGAAGUAGCCGACGAAGCGCUGCCUCGGCACGUGGUAGAAGCCAUGUUGUCCAAGUACGACAUCCCCGACGAUAGGGAUGGGGACGCAGACAAGUGGGCGACUGUGUUCAGUCAAAUGGUAGCCGAUGGGCAGGUGCACGCAUCGAUCCGGGGGCUGACUAGAUUUCUGCUUAACCCGCCUUCUGGGGAGGGAGUCAAGCCGUUGCCGAGGGGGGAGUUAUUCAGAUAUCGGAUUGCGUGGAGGGCGAAGGGGCUGGAUGCGUGGAUUGAUCCGAAGAUGGGGGUUUGUCAUGCUGCUGAUACGCCGAUUUGGUGGGGGAGUGGGUGGCGGGCUGGGUAUACGGAGGGGGAUGGGAAGAUAGUUAUGACGAUACUUGAGCCGUUUGAUCGGUUCCUGGCUGGGGAGACGGUGGGUUGGGCAGAGGGGCAUGAGUCAGCGGGACCUGAAGUGGUUAAGUUCGUUGAUGCGGAUGGGGUGGUUCAUGAUAACCAUGUUGAUGAGCUUUGGGAGAGGGGAUUGGAGGUAUUCGAUGCCAUGGUCGCGGGGGGGAAGGAGACGGUAUGAUUCAACGUCGAAUGGAGCUGGGGUAACGGAGACUACUAUGUGACGACUGAUAAGGUUUCAACCUGGAACUUCUAGUCGAUUAAUAACGAAAUUGACCCGAAGCGACUCAAUCUCGAAUGUUGUUAGCUGUCAUUCUGCUGAUACCGGCAGCGAACCUGCACCGUUGCAGGGGGUUACUUCUGGCGGAAGGUGACUUUGGAAACAUCCCGAAGACGUAACGAUGAUUCCAUACAAUUUAAAAGGACAAAACAUCAAGGUCACCA
Pseudomassariella vexata is the source of this 2025-nucleotide messenger RNA. RefSeq names its product Alpha/Beta hydrolase protein. The record is from RefSeq and is a predicted model, not a curated record. The transcript has 2 exons. Bases 137 to 1762 code for a protein of 541 amino acids. NCBI's taxonomy places the organism in Eukaryota, Fungi, Ascomycota, Sordariomycetes, Amphisphaeriales, Pseudomassariaceae.